This is a messenger RNA of Plodia interpunctella (Indianmeal moth), 1063 nucleotides long. RefSeq lists its product as uncharacterized. Bases 156 to 689 code for a protein of 177 amino acids. The record is from RefSeq and is a predicted model, not a curated record. Lineage: Eukaryota; Metazoa; Arthropoda; Insecta; Lepidoptera; Pyralidae. The transcript has 4 exons.
AAACCUUCUGUCCCUCCCUUUUGAAAACAGACAGACCGUUAUUUGUUGUCGUUCGUUAUUGUGUACCUAGUAUUUCCUUCAAAAAUAAGUUAUUUGUACCUAUAGUAGUUGCUUGUUUUCACGCUUUCUUAAUAAUCUAAGAAUCAGUGUUCGCAAUGGCAGAUUCAUUGUUUAAUAUAUUUGGAGACCACCUCACGAGGCAAGCUAUGAAAAAUGUUUCCCGCCAGCCCUUGCAUAAUAUCGAAAAUAUGGGCAAAACUGUGUCGUCGGGCCCAGUGAAACCUAAUGAACCACUUAAAAAGGGAGAAGUAAAGAAAUCGUUUCUAAACAAUGCUGGAAAAGCUUUACAGUUGCAGGGGCUUCAAAAUAAUACUCCAGUGCGGAAACCCUUCACCCCUAGAGCUGUUAAUGUGGGUUCUAUGAUUUAUAAUGACUCUGAGCAUGAUGACAAAAGUUUCUCUAUGGAUGAUCUGCGGUUUACCAAGCCAACAUACAAGUAUGUAUCUAUUUUCCAGACAACUACCGCCAAGACCUGCUGGACUACUUGCCAAUACCGGAGCCAGAGAUCAGACAGGAAUUGUCUCCACCUAACACACCCCCGCCGGCCACCAAACCCUUCUCCAUGGAAUUUGACAACUCGUAUCAAGAUGAGUUCUUCACAGAUGACUUCUCAAGUGGAAGUCUUCUAGAUGAAGACCUUGGCCUUCCAGACUUGUAUUAAUAUUUAUAAGGAUGGUUCAAUUUCUAUUCUGUGGGUAUUGGAGUAUUCGAUGUUUCUGACUGUUAUUUUGAGGAAUAGGAAAAGAUUUUUGUCAGAUAAGACACAACAUUGGACUGAAGUCAAGCUCUUUGAUAUUGAUUUGUUGCGUAUGCACUGCAGUAUUGUUCUGGUGUAUGCAACAACAUGUGAAGUUAUAACAUGUGUGUCUAGGGCAAGUUUUUUAAUUGACUAUGCUUGCAAAUACAUUGUUUGUUGGUGUAUCUUGCAUAUUCUGCCUGUGAUUGAUAGUAAAAAAUAAUGUAGAAAAUUAAUGUAAAACUGUAAUAAACUUUUAUCUUUGAA